This is a messenger RNA of Dendrobium catenatum, 1643 nucleotides long. RefSeq lists its product as uncharacterized. Lineage: Eukaryota; Viridiplantae; Streptophyta; Magnoliopsida; Asparagales; Orchidaceae. The record is from RefSeq and is a predicted model, not a curated record. Gene Ontology annotation, molecular function: protein binding. The coding region runs from base 136 to 1320 and encodes 394 amino acids. The transcript has 11 exons.
AAACUAGACAAAAUCCUGGAUGAAUAGUUAGGGCGGAGCAACCCUUCCCUCCAUCCGGUCCAAUACUUGCAGUCACCGGGACUCGCCUAAGACCUAGUGCUUCUUCGGGAGAGCCACUUCAGGCGGCCAGAAGCGAUGUCAAUUUCCGGCGGCGGUCGGCGUCUUUGGACUAUUCUCCGGGGAGUUCAGGCGCUUAGCGGCUCGGGGCAACAGCUAGCCAGCCAUCUCGUUGAAACCCCCAGAAGUGCUCCAUUCUCUCACGGCCAGAGCUCAUUGCCAAGGAACUUCUUUGCUUCUCCCUUUGGAAAAAACACCAACUUUGCACGUGUGAUGCUUAUCAGUCAGAAAUGGGGGCCCUCUCUUUUGCUGCAUGCUCAUUUUUCUACUGAAGCAAAUAAAGAAGAUGCUGCUCUUCCAGAGUCUGCACAAGAGCUUUAUGCAAAACUGUUAAAAUCUGUAGAAGCUAAAACCAUGCCACCAAAUGCUUUGUUAUGGUCGUUAAUUGAACAAUGUUCCAACAAGGAGGAUAUAAAGCUUUUAUUUCAGAUAUUACAGAGACUUCGUGUAUUUAGAUUAUCAAACUUACGGAUUCAUGCAAAUUUCAAUUUCCAUCUUUGUUUAAAAGUAACAGAGGCUUGUGUUCGAUCUGAUGCCCUUGAAUAUGGGAUAAAGGCAUUGUGGAAGCAUAAUGUGUACGGUUUAACUCCAACUAUCAGUUCUGCUCAUCGUUUACUGUUACAUGCUAAGGAGCACAAUGAUGUUAAACUCAUGGAGAAGAUUAUGGAUGUUCUAAAAAAAAAUUUGUUGCCGUUGCAACCGGGAACAGCAGAUAUAGUUUUCAGCAUCUGUUAUAACACAAAUAAUUGGAAACUUCUAUCAAAAUAUGCAAAAAGAUUUCUCAAAGCAGGAGUUAAAUUACAUCGAACUGCAUAUGAUAAUUUGAUGGAGUUUGCUGCAAAAAUGGGGGAUGCUAAGUCUAUCUUGAAAACUGAACAACACAGAUCAAAACAUUUGAAAUGGCACACUUUCGGAACUGGGUUUGCAUGUGCUAAGGCAUAUCUUAUUGAACGAAAGCCAGAAAAUGCUGCUGCUGUCAUUAGUCUUCUUUACCGGGAAUUGCCCGAUGCUAAGAAGCCAUUUGUUGCAGGUGAAGUUCAGAAGUUAGUUAGUGAGUGGCCAUCUGAGUUGUUAAAGAGGAAGAAGGGAAAGGAAAAGGAGGCACUACUGGAAUCCUUGCGAAGCGACAUACCGGUGAUGAUUUCUUCUUUGCCGAACAUAGGAAUUGAUGCCACUGUAAAUCUGGAUGAAAUAAAAUGCUGAUAACUGCAAUGCCAACAAACAUGAAAGUCACCCAGUUUCCAUCAUCAUCACUGCAAGCAACAGAAUGUUUUCUGUAGCUAUAACUAUAACAUUGCAAUGUUCAACAUUCUCAAGAGAUGGCACCCUAACUAUCACUUCAGUCUUUGCUACAGAACUCAGCUUGGAACUAUUAAUAUUUGUUCAAUUUGAUAAUGGUUUUUGCAUUGUUGUUUUUUAGCUGUUUUGCUGUAUCAAUACAGUGAAGCUUGUUUCUGAACUAGUAAAUAGAUGAUGUAUCCUUUAUACUCAAAAACCCAAAUUUUGGCACACCGUAUGGUUAUCUA